AUGAAGGACUUCGUUAAGCAGCGCCGUCAGCGCAGUCUCACGUACGACGAGAAGCUUGACAUUCUGUGGCUUCAAGCUACUCUGCGGGAAGACAACACUGUAGAUGUAGCUGGCACCAUAGCCCGGCUGCUUGGUCGACUUCGGGACCUUGUGCAGACUUUUGUCCGCGAUCGACCUGUCACCCGCACGCGCACUGUGGCGAAGGACGUUCUCGCCUUGGUGCAAGAUGCCCACGUGGUCACCGUUGCCGAUGGAGCCAAAGACCACGCCGCAUGUCUGCGCGCCGUUCAGCGCUUCUUGGACAAGCAAGGCAACGCACGUGGCAAGCCAUCUCGCAACACAACGUAUCGGAUAACCCCAGCGCACGAGCAAGCCCGCGAUUCGAACGCGAACUUCAUGGUGCCGACAGUAACGACAGCUCCCCGGCGAUCGGUGGCGUACCUGGACGAGGGUUUUAUCCACCACCACUACACCCGACAUGCCGACAGUCUCUACGACCCCAUGGACACCGCAAAGACGAAGCCAAAGCACAAGGGCACGGUCGCCUUGCACCUGUUGGGCCUCGACAUUUUUGUCGGCGGGAAAAAGAACGGAAGAACCGUGAAAGACUACCAUUCUAUGUUCAAUCACGAGUAUUUCGUCAACUGGUUUGGCAAACUACUGGACGAGGUCGAGGAGCUUGGGUGGUCCUCUGCUGUCUUUUUCAUGGACAACGCGAAGUACCACAAGGGGAAGACCUCAACGACACCCAAAGGAAGCUGGAAGAAGGCCGACCUCUACCAGGCGUGCCUGAAGUAUGACAUAAGAGAUAUCUCACCAACCGACCUAGAGGCAGCGAUGUGGGCACGACUAAAAAAGUACAUUGACGAGCAUAUCUACCCGGUCGUGCUGCACCCCAUCGAGCUGAUCUGGGCGAACGUCAAGGGCACCGUUGGUCGAGCCUAUACGUCAGACACAACGUUUCAAGAUGUCUACAAGCGCCUCGACAAUGCAUUCUAUCACCUGGACUCCGAGACCAUCAAGGUCACGAUCGACAACUCGACAGCCAAGCUCAUUGCGCUUGAAAAAGCACUCCGCCAGGCGGAAGAGGCGGCUGCCAUGGUCUCUAUUGGAUCAGGUCAUAGCGAUGGGGAUAGUGAUACGUCUUCAUCAUGUGAUGAAAGUUCCGCUGGGUCAAGCGAUGGCGUCGACUCGACGACGUUGACGAUCACCCAUAUUAGCCUGCCAUGA
Aphanomyces astaci is the source of this 1230-nucleotide messenger RNA. RefSeq lists its product as hypothetical. The record is from RefSeq and is a predicted model, not a curated record. The coding region runs from base 1 to 1230 and encodes 409 amino acids. Gene Ontology annotation, molecular function: nucleic acid binding. NCBI's taxonomy places the organism in Eukaryota, Oomycota, Saprolegniomycetes, Saprolegniales, Verrucalvaceae. The transcript has 4 exons.